UUAUGUUUUGUUUUCUUUGGUAAUGUAUUUACAUCAUAGGAAUUAGGAAAAACAUUCUUGACCCUCCAAAGCUGGAGUGUCAGUCUCACAUUGGUUAAAAGUUAGUAUUUUCUGAAUUCUUGAUUCCUCAGAUCUAGGAAUAGUCUUUCCAACAUAUGAGAAAGAAGAAAGAAAUUGCAGAUCCCAGAUUUUAGACAUUUAGAGAUAACAAGGAGAAAAAUUAACAAAACCCCAGAAGAAAAAAAACAAUCUUUUUGUUUGAUUAGUGUGUAGAGAGGGAUUUAGAUAUUGAGAAAAACAGAGGAGAUGGGUAUCCAAGAAAAUGGGAAUGGGGGUGUUUUGAAGUAUAAGAGGAUGGAUUCUGAUGGAAUGGAAGAGGAUGUUGCUGUAUUAUGUGAAGAGAAAAGAAAUGAUAUGAGCAGCAGAAAAUAUGUUUUGGUUUGUGCCAUCUUUGCCUCACUUAAUUCUGUGCUGCUUGGAUAUGAUGUUGGUGUUAUGAGUGGAGCUAUUAUAUUCAUUCAGCAAGACUUGAAUAUUAGUGAAGUACAAGAAGAAGUUCUUGUUGGAAUCUUGAGCAUAGUUUCACUUUUGGGGAGUUUAGCAGGAGGAAGAACUUCAGAUGCCAUCGGCAGGAAGUGGACCAUGGCUUUUGCAGCCAUUGUGUUUCAAUCUGGGGCUCUUAUAAUGUCUCUCGCUCCUGACUUCAAGGUGUUAAUGAUAGGCAGAUUUUUGGCUGGAAUCGGUAUUGGUUUUGGAGUUAUGAUUGCACCUGUUUAUAUUGCAGAGAUAUCACCCACGGUUGCUAGAGGGUCUUUCACUUCCUUCCCUGAGAUAUUCAUCAAUCUAGGAAUUCUUUUAGGUUAUGUUUCAAAUUAUGCAUUUUCUGGUUUAUCCCCCCAUAUAAACUGGAGAGUCAUGCUUGGUGUGGGGAUUCUCCCCUCAGUUUUUAUUGGUAUCGCGCUAUUUGUCAUUCCAGAAUCUCCAAGGUGGUUGGUGAUGAAAAACCGGAUUGAUGAAGCAAGGUUAGUCCUACUUAAAACUAAUGAAAAUGCUAAUGAAGUGGAAGAGAGGCUAGCAGAAAUUCAGCAAGCUGCAGGGCAUGUUAAUGCUGAGAAGUAUGAAGAGAAAGCAGUGUGGCGUGAACUGCUAAAUCCUUCACCUGGAGUUAGAAGAAUGCUGAUUACAGGUUGUGGUAUUCAGUGCUUUCAACAGGUCACAGGUAUCGAUGCCACUGUGUAUUACAGUCCAACAAUUUUUAAGGAUGCAGGAAUUAAGGGUAACACUCAGCUCCUAGCUGCAACUGUUGCUGUUGGAUUCACAAAAACAAUAUUCAUUUUGAUAGCCAUAUUGCUCAUUGACAAAGUUGGCAGGAAACCUUUGUUAUAUGUCAGCACAAUUGGUAUGACUACUUGUCUGUUUGGCCUUGGCCUCACACUUUCUCUACUGGGUAAUGGUUCAGUUGGUAUCAAGCUGGCAAUCUUAUGUGUGUGUGGAAAUGUAGCAUUCUUUUCCGUGGGGAUUGGACCAAUUUGUUGGGUCUUGACAUCUGAAAUCUUCCCUCUGAGACUUCGAGCUCAAGCAUCAGCUCUUGGUGCAGUAGGGAGCAGGGUUAGUAGUGGUGUGGUUGCAAUGUCUUUCCUCUCCGUUUCUCGUAUGAUUACAGUAGGAGGAACAUUUUUUGUGUUUGCUGCUAUAUCAGCUCUCUCUGUUGCUUUUGUUCAUAAAUGUGUUCCAGAAACAAAGGGGAAAUCAUUGGAAGAAAUCGAAAUGAUGUUCCAGAAUGAUAGGCCACAACAAGGUGGUGAAUUGGAGCUUGAAGAUGUCAAACAUCUAAUGCAGACACAAUGAAAGAGGCAUAUUAGAUAUCAUAUCAUAGUUUUAGCAGCAGCCAGAAGAAAGUUGGCAUUUGCUCUUGAGACACUUAUUUGAUUUGCCAGCUUAACAAUAUCUGUGUUGCAUUACACAAAAUAUGAAGUUAUAAACAAAACAAGAAACUUUAUAUCUUUUUGUCGUUAGGGGUGAGGCUUUCUUGUAUCUUGAUGACAUUGAAAUUCGAUAUCUAGAAACAUAGAAGUAAUACAUAGAUUUUCUUCAUUCACUUUCUUUUUCCUUUUUUUGUAAGAACAAAAGAGUACUAAUGGUGAAUAUCUGUAUAUAGGUUCCACUUGA
Solanum tuberosum (potato) is the source of this 2169-nucleotide messenger RNA. RefSeq names its product probable polyol transporter 4. The record is from RefSeq and is a predicted model, not a curated record. Gene Ontology annotation, cellular component: membrane. Gene Ontology annotation, biological process: transmembrane transport. The transcript is spliced from 2 exons. Lineage: Eukaryota; Viridiplantae; Streptophyta; Magnoliopsida; Solanales; Solanaceae. The coding region runs from base 307 to 1848 and encodes 513 amino acids. Gene Ontology annotation, molecular function: transmembrane transporter activity.